Messenger RNA from Tripterygium wilfordii, 1562 nucleotides. RefSeq names its product F-box protein SKIP8-like. NCBI's taxonomy places the organism in Eukaryota, Viridiplantae, Streptophyta, Magnoliopsida, Celastrales, Celastraceae. The transcript is spliced from 3 exons. Bases 289 to 1209 code for a protein of 306 amino acids. The record is from RefSeq and is a predicted model, not a curated record. Gene Ontology annotation, molecular function: protein binding.
ACGCGCACGUACGAGUCCCUCUUCUCCUUCGUUUACGACCCACGAAACCAUCCGUCACUCUGCAAAUCCGCUGCAGUUGUGCAGCUUCUACCAAGAAUCCAUCGAUCAAUCGUGCGUCUUCAAAACCGAAACGGCGCCGUUACCAAUCAAACUGCCUUAAUAGACCCAUCCUUGAAAGCUCCUCUCUGUAAGGUAAACACGGGUUCCGCAAUCUACCCUUCUUACGCCCGCACCAGAUAACGGAAUUCCUAGGGUUUUCAUGUUCUAUUUGGCUUUCAUGUCGUAUGAAUGGAGAUCAAUUAUAGCCUCUUCUCCAAUUUCUUGUCUCAUCAAUUUCUCUUAGCCGCGGCAUUAACCCUACUCUCUCUUCUACUUGCUCUUCUCACGUUUCGAUCGAAUUCCAAGUCUUCCAAAUCUCUUGGCGACGGGGGUAGGGCCGUGACGUUGUCGAGGAGGAAAGAGGACGAGGGAGGCUGCUGCAACUGUAACGGGGGCAUCAUCGAGAGAGAUAACGGUGUUCCGGAUUCCUCACCGGGGUGCGUUGACGGUGGGACGGAGAUGACUGCGUCUGCGACGGUUGUUGCGGCGGAGAGGCAGACGGGUGCUUCGAUGAUGGAACAGCUGGUGCCGGAGAUCACCACGCACGCUCUUAGUUACUUGGAUUACCCGAGCCUGUGCAGGCUGUCAAUGACGAAUUCACUGAUGCGAAAGGCUGCUAAUGAUGAUAAUGCUUGGAAAGCGCUUUAUCACAAGGAUUUUACAUUGGAACAAGAUAGUGUGACUCCAGUCAAUGGGUGGAAGGCUUAUUAUGCAGCUACAAGAGCCCUUGUGAAUGUUAAUGCAGAAUUCUUUAAUAUUAUUAGAGAAAGGUCCCUUCCGGCCAUGAGCAGUUAUUGGCUCAAUGCAGAUUAUGUGAAGUGUGUUCAUGCCUCUGGAGAACUCUUUUCUGGAUACAAUUCUGUCAUACAGAGUUGGCGGCUUGGUUUUGAUUGGGAGCAAGGAGUCAACUUCCAGGUUCGUGAUGUCAGAGUUCGGGUGCUGACAGAUAUGGCUUGGGUUACAAUGAAUGCGUAUGUCGAUAUGGACACCGGACCAUUUAACAUGACGAACGUAUUUGAGUUCCAUAAUGCCCGCUGGUAUAUGGUGCAUCAUCACAGUUCAGUGAUGAUGGAGGAUGCAAUGAUGGAUCAACAAAUUGUGCAUGCCUAAGAAGGAUAAGUAGGAGAGAUAAUAUUAAUGAUUGUUUCAUACUGAUUACAGAAAAUAGUGGGUAUUUAUGAACAGGUGGAAGUUGCUUGGUUCUCCUUGACAAUUUCUUUGGAAGAUCCUUUCUCCUCUCCCCCGAACCUACAAGUUUUGGUUGUUUAUGGCAAAGUGUCAUCAUUUUCUUUCUUCUUUUUUUCCCUUCAUUCUCUUGUAACUUGGAGGAAUUUUGCUAUCACCAGUAUGUCUGUAUAUACAUGUGAUAGUCAAAUGCGAAUGCUCAUUGUUUGAAGCAAUUGUGGUUGGAGAAAAUUUUGGGUGAUGAAGAAAAUAUGAAGUAGAAUUAAAGAUCUUCCUAA